AUGUCCCUUGCCCAAUGGACCACAACCCUGACGGGCCUCUCCUCCCUCACCAAAUCCACCACCAACAUCCCGAUCCCAACCCCAGGAGAUCAUGAAGUCCUCGUUGAGAUCCACGCCGUAUCUCUAAAUUACCGCGAUGUAGAGGUAACAAAAGGCGAAUACACCCACCACAAAGCCACCUCCAGCACCCACCCCCUCGAACAAAAGGUCCCCUGCUCCGACAUGUGCGGCACCGUCACGCACAUCGGUCCCAACGUCACCCGCUUCCAGCCCGGUGAUCGCGUGCUCUCGACCUUCCUUCCGGAUCACAUCACCGGUCAGGUUACGGAUAAAGAAUUGGCGACGGGAUUAGGACACCCCCAGCCGGGCGUGUUGGCGACGCAUAGGGUGUUUCCGGAGCAUGGGCUUGUCAAGGCACCCAAGCACCUUGGGGAUGUGGAGGCAAGUACGUUGCCGAUUGCGAGUGUGACGGCAUGGAUGAGUUUGGAGGAGAGGAUUAAGUUGAGGAGUGGACGCGGGGCUGGGGAGGGUGGUGAGGUGGUGGUGCUGUUGCAGGGGACUGGAGGGGUUGCGGUUGCCGGGUUGCAGAUUGCGAAGGCGUUGGGGGCUAUUGUGAUCAUCACGUCGUCGUCGGAUGAGAAGCUCGAGAAAGCGAAGGCGCUGGGUGCGGACUACACUAUUAAUUAUCGGACUACGCCAGACUGGGAUCAGGAGGUCCUGCGCAUUACGAACGGGAAGGGGGUGGAUGUUAUUCUUGAGACUGGGGGUGCGAGGACGCUGAGGAAGAGUUUCGAGUGUAUUGCCUUUGGGGGCUUGAUUAACUGCAUUGGGUAUUUGUCGGGCAAGGUGGAUGAUCCGGAGGAUCGGAUUAAUGUGAAUCUGCUGGCGCUACGACGGACGGUUACUCUGCAGGGUAUUAUAAAUGGUCCGAGGGAUCGGUUUGAGGAGAUGGUGGGAUUCUAUGAGGAGAAGGGGAUCAAGCCGGUGGUGUCGAAGGUUUUUGGGUUUGAGGAGGCCGAUCAGGCGUUUAGGUUCUUGGAAAGUGGAGGGCAUUUUGGGAAGGUUGUUAUUGAAGUUCCUUGAGCGUGUCAUUCAUUCUCGGUUUGUGUAUGGAGAAUCGGUGUAUAGAUAGAAGCUAUUGAUUAGCUCCGUCGGAGGGAGGCAAAUCCGACGAAUGUCCCAGAUCUUCACCCAGCUGCUUGCCUCCCUCUGCAGUGAUGGGUUUACAGUCUUGCAGCACGAACAGCAUUCGCGUCCAGUUCUCCUUGCUUGGGUUGCGCCAUCCGUGCAUCGUCCCCCGCUGCACGGCUAUGUCGCCCUUCUUCAUCGUCACUUUCUCCCCCGAGUCCAGCUCCAUGAUGAUUUCGCCCUCCAGGACAACUCCGUAGUCUAAACUCCGCGUGCGGUGCAUGAAUGGGUCUGUGUUUGGCGCAAAGUCCACCACGCGGCAGACGGUGCCGUUGGGGCUG
Aspergillus welwitschiae is the source of this 1469-nucleotide messenger RNA. RefSeq names its product zinc-dependent alcohol dehydrogenase family protein. The coding region runs from base 1 to 1083 and encodes 360 amino acids. Gene Ontology annotation, molecular function: oxidoreductase activity. NCBI's taxonomy places the organism in Eukaryota, Fungi, Ascomycota, Eurotiomycetes, Eurotiales, Aspergillaceae. The transcript is spliced from 3 exons. The record is from RefSeq and is a predicted model, not a curated record.